AUUUCAUCAGCUGUUUUUCAUAAGCAGUGUCUAGUUAUUGCGUUCUACAUGAGUAUUUCAAUGGGAUUUAUUUGAUUGGUUGUUUUGAGAACUGUCUUUUAAUUUUAUUAUUAUAAAUAAUUAUGUCGGGAGAUCAUCCAUCUGACUGUGUUGGUAUCGACAGUGAACAAGCUGGUAAAGCUCCUGGUUGUGCUGGAUGUCCCAAUGCAUCUGUUUGUGCCUCGGGUAAACAGUUUGAUGAAACUAGCCAAUUGGUUGAGAUAGAAAAACGAUUGCGAUCUAUCAAACACAUUUUAUUGAUCAUAUCAGGAAAAGGUGGUGUUGGUAAAAGUACCUUUUCUGCCAAUUUGGCUCGUUUUUUAGCCUCCAAUGAAUCAAUUAAUGUUGGCUUACUGGAUAUUGAUAUUUGCGGUCCUUCGAUCCCUCGAGCAAUGGGUCUUGAAGGUGAACAAGUUCACAUGUCUUCUGAUGGCUGGUCACCAAUUUAUAUCCAAGAUAAUUUGGCAGUUAUGUCAUCAGGAUUUCUUCUUGGUUCAUUAGAGGAUGCUGUUAUUUGGCGUGGACCUAAGAAGAAUGGUUUGAUUAAACAAUUUCUGAAAGAUGUUGACUGGCCACCUCUUGAUUAUUUGAUAAUCGACACGCCACCAGGAACUUCCGAUGAGCAUCUUUCCAUCGUUUCUUUUCUUAAAAAAUGUGCCAACCUUAAUGGAGCCAUUGUCGUGACCACACCUCAAGAAGCAGCGCUUUUGGACGUUCGUAAGCAAAUCGAUUUUGCUAACCGUGUUGGUCUACCCAUUAUUGGUCUGGUUGAAAAUAUGUCUCACUUUGUAUGUUCAUCUUGUCAUAAGGAAUCCUUCAUUUUCAAACCAACCUCUGGUGGAGCUAAAUCACUAUCUAGCUCAUGUAACAUUCAAUUAUUGGCCUCUAUUCCAAUUGAUCCAAUCAUCGGCAAAUCAAUUGAUCAAGGAAUUGCUUGUUGGGAAGAAAAUAAAGAGUCACCAGCAGUCUUAGCAUACCAGUCUUUGAGUAAAAAAAUUAUCGAAAUGUUCCCAAUUUAAAAUUAAAGUAAUUUUAUGUAAUCAAGUGCAAAAAUCUUCACUUAACUUUACAAAUGACCACUCGGAUGAAUUAUAUGUUAUGUUUGUAACUUAUAUUUUAAAAUUAUUAAACAUGUACAUUAUAA
Molecule: messenger RNA, 1183 nt
Organism: Tetranychus urticae (two-spotted spider mite)
Lineage: Eukaryota; Metazoa; Arthropoda; Arachnida; Trombidiformes; Tetranychidae
Gene: Nubp1
Product: NUBP iron-sulfur cluster assembly factor 1
Biological process (GO): iron-sulfur cluster assembly
Cellular component (GO): cytosol
Molecular function (GO): ATP binding; ATP-dependent FeS chaperone activity; ATP hydrolysis activity
Source: RefSeq, a predicted model, not a curated record